CUGAGUUGCCAGCAACAUCGUCAAGCCUCCGACUUUGUGCCAGACCCUCGAGAUUCUCGUUCCAACCUGCAAUAUGGUCAAAAAGGCAAUUGACUCGCGCAUUGGAGCGCUCAUCCAUAAUGGCAUGCAGGAAAAGAAGCGCAGCUUCUUUGUGGUGGUGGGGGACCGCUCAAAAGACAUCAUAGUGAACUUGCACUACAUAAUGUCGCAGAGAGAUAUGAAGCAGAAUAAGUCGGUGCUGUGGGCAUACAAAAAGGACCUCCUAGGUUUUACGAGUCAUCGAAAGAAAAGAGAAAAUAAAAUCAAGAAAGAAGUGAAGCGCGGCAUUCGAGAAGCCAAUGCUGAGGACCCUUUCGAACUUUUCGUCUCGUUGCACAAUAUUCGAUACACCUACUACAAGGAGACAGAGAAAAUCUUGGGAAACACCUAUGGAAUGUGUAUUCUGCAAGAUUUUGAAGCCAUUACGCCAAAUCUUCUCGCUAGAACCAUUGAAACAGUAGAGGGCGGAGGAUUGGUAGUACUUCUGCUCAAGGGAAUGAGCAGUUUGAAGCAGCUGUACACAUUGUCUAUGGACGUCCAUUCGCGGUAUCGAACUGAAGCGCACGACGAUGUCACAGCAAGAUUCAACGAGAGAUUCAUCCUUUCGCUGGGAAAAUGUGAAUCAUGUCUUGUUAUAGAUGAUGAGAUGAAUGUUUUACCAAUCUCUGGCGGAAAGAAUGUUACUGCUCUCCCACCCCCAGAUCUGGACGAACCGAAGAGUAAGUCACAAAUAGAAUUGGAAAACAUGAAGGAGGCCCUUCAAGACACACCUUCCGUUGGUCCUCUUGUAACACUGGCAAAGACUGUCGACCAAGCAAAGGCACUGCUUACUUUCGUGGAUGCCAUUGCGGAAAAGACCUUGAGAAGUACAGUGACUCUUACUGCUGCAAGGGGACGAGGAAAGUCGGCCGCGCUCGGUGUUGCUGUUGCUGCAGCUGUUGCCCAUGGUUAUAGCAAUAUCUUCAUCACAUCUCCAAGUCCAGAGAACUUGAAGACUCUAUUCGAGUUCAUAUUCAAAGGUUUCGACGCUCUGGGAUACUUGGAUCACGAAGACUACUCCAUUGUGCAAUCUACGAACCCAGACUUCAAAAAGGCCAUUGUUCGUGUGAACAUCCACCGACAGCAUCGUCAGACUAUCCAGUAUAUCAAGCCCCAGGAUGCACAUGUACUUGGGCAAGCGGAGCUUUUGGUUAUUGAUGAAGCCGCUGCCAUCCCCCUUCCACUUGUACGAAAGCUGAUUGGUCCCUAUCUGGUAUUCAUGGCCUCAACAAUAAAUGGAUAUGAAGGCACGGGAAGAUCACUGUCGCUGAAGUUGAUAGAACAACUGCGUCAACAAUCAAGCGGUGCCAAAGUAAAUGGGUCGGAAGAUGCACAGGUAGCUGACCGAUCAACUGGAAAAGCUGCCAAAGUUCAGAGCACAUUCACCGGUGGUCGCUCUCUGCGGGAAGUGUCCCUCAAAGAACCGAUUCGAUAUGCGGAAGGUGAUACUGUAGAGAAAUGGCUAAACACAGUACUCUGCCUUGAUGCAACCCUGACUUCCCUACGAAACGUAGGAUUUCCUCAUCCUUCUGAUUGCGAGCUGGUUCUUGUCAAUCGUGACACUCUCUUUUCUUUCCACGACGUUUCCGAAAAGUUCCUGCAACAGAUGGUUGCCCUCUACGUUGCAAGUCACUACAAAAAUUCCCCCGACGAUCUUCAGUUGAUGAGUGAUGCCCCAGCACAUCAGCUCUUCGUCUUGAUACCGCCGGUUUCUGAGACUAGCAAGCGCCUUCCUGAGCCACUUUGUGUUAUCCAAGUCGCUCUUGAAGGACGUAUCAGCAAAGCAAGCGUUGCUAAUAGUCUCAGCCGAGGAAAAAGAGCUGCUGGAGAUCUCAUCCCUUGGAUUGUCAGUCAACAGUUCCAGGACGACGAGUUUGCUGGUCUUUCAGGUGCGCGUAUCGUCAGGAUUGCUACGAACCCAAAUUAUGUCAGGAUGGGUUAUGGCAAAAAAGCUCUCGAACUGCUUGUUGAUUUCUACGAGGGAAAGUUCGCCAAUUUAUCCGAGGAUGCCACAUCCUAUGUCGAAGAGACCAUAACCAGGGUGACCGAUGAAGAAUUGGCUAAUUCCUCCUUGCUUGAUGACAACAUCAAGGUCAGAGAUUUCAAGAAGAUGCCACCCCUCUUCUCCAAGCUCUCUGAGCGUCGCCCUGAGAAGCUUGACUACGUAGGUGUAAGUUACGGGCUGACAAAGCCAUUGCUCAAAUUCUGGGGCCAAGCUGCAUUCGCUCCACUAUAUCUGAGGCAAACUCCAAAUGAUCUGACAGGGGAGCAUACUUGUGUCAUGGUUAAGGCUCUUGGAUCUGGCGAAGACAUUUCAUGGUUGGGCUCAUUCUCACGGGAUUUCCAAAACCGAUUCGUCAAGCUUCUUCAGUUUCAGUUCAAGGAGUUUCCUGCCGAGUUGGCCCUCAUCAUUGAUGAACUCGCCAACAAGGGAGCAAAAUUAGACACAUCCCUCCAACAACAACGAUUUUCAAAGCAGGAUAUUGACCGGAUACUAAACCCUUGGGAUCUCAAACGGUUGGCGUCGUACGCAAACAACAUGCUCGACUACCAUGUAAUCCUCGAUCUUGUACCUGACCUCGCAAAGUCCUAUUUCAUUGGACCUCUGAAAACAGAAAUCACCCUUAGUGGUCUACAACAGUCCGUACUUCUUGCUAUUGGACUGCAGAGUAAGGAUUUCGACAUGCUGGAGAAAGAGCUCGAGAAAGUCCAGUCAUCACAGUUGCUAGCCUUGUUCAUCAAGACGAUACGCAAGAUGAGCUCACACUUCAGCGAGGUAGUCUCCGGAGCAUACGAAUCGGAGCUUCCAGACCGAGACAACAUUGGUGUAAGUCGGGAGAAUGCAAGCGGAGCUCAUGAUGACGAAGUCGUGGAUGACAAAUUCGUACCGUUGGAGCUUGGCCUUGAAGAGGAACUUGAGGAGGGGGGAGAUGAGGCAUUGAAGGCAUUAAGGGAGAAGCAGAGAGAGCUGAUUAAUGCUCUACCUUUGGAGCAAUAUGAGAUCGAGGAAGGUGCGCCUGGAUGGGCAGCAGCAGAGGAGCAAAUACGGAAGUCCGGCAAGAAAGGCGCUGUGGUCAGCGUGAAGAGUGCUAAGAGCAAGAGGAAACCAGACGAGACGGCUGCUGAAAUUUAUGCAAAGGAAAUGGGCGAAAAGGCGCACAAAAAGUCCAAAAAGGGGCCCAAAAAGGAUCGUCCGUAGUUUUGACUUGUAGUGUAGAUUCAAUCGUAUAACUAAUACCAGUCUUGGCGGUC
Messenger RNA from Cadophora gregata, 3330 nucleotides. RefSeq lists its product as uncharacterized. Gene Ontology annotation, cellular component: nucleolus; 90S preribosome. NCBI's taxonomy places the organism in Eukaryota, Fungi, Ascomycota, Leotiomycetes, Helotiales, Ploettnerulaceae. The coding region runs from base 74 to 3277 and encodes 1067 amino acids. The record is from RefSeq and is a predicted model, not a curated record. Gene Ontology annotation, molecular function: tRNA binding; 18S rRNA cytidine N-acetyltransferase activity; ATP binding. The transcript has 5 exons. Gene Ontology annotation, biological process: rRNA acetylation involved in maturation of SSU-rRNA.